AUGCUCAGUGUGCUCCUUCUCAUACCGCCGUCGCUUCCAAAACUGAAAAUUCAGCCAGCAGACUUGGUUCGUUUGGAUGGUCAGCUUCCUCUCAGCGCCAGUGUCAAAAUUAUGGUUGAGUUCGCGCAAAUCCAGGAAGGUGUUCUCGAUAUACUCAACCACACUAGUAAAAAUGACCAAGUCACAGUUAUUAAGACGUGGUUUACUGGAAGACUAUAUGUGCGUAUUGAGAAAUUCGGGGGUACUAUUUAUAAGCAACACUCAUGGGUUCGAAGAUAUCAUGUUGAUCAUAAGGAGCACUGA
Molecule: messenger RNA, 303 nt
Organism: Penicillium macrosclerotiorum
Lineage: Eukaryota; Fungi; Ascomycota; Eurotiomycetes; Eurotiales; Aspergillaceae
Exons: 2
Coding region: 1-303 (100 amino acids)
Source: RefSeq, a predicted model, not a curated record